Molecule: messenger RNA, 2285 nt
Organism: Rhinolophus ferrumequinum (greater horseshoe bat)
Lineage: Eukaryota; Metazoa; Chordata; Mammalia; Chiroptera; Rhinolophidae
Gene: CIAO3
Product: cytosolic iron-sulfur assembly component 3
Exons: 11
Coding region: 192-1541 (449 amino acids)
Biological process (GO): iron-sulfur cluster assembly
Cellular component (GO): cytosolic [4Fe-4S] assembly targeting complex
Molecular function (GO): 4 iron, 4 sulfur cluster binding
Source: RefSeq, a predicted model, not a curated record
UCGGAACCCAGGGACCCCGGCCUGCGCCCCCGGGGUCCCUGGCGCUCUAGACAUCUCUCCACCGACGAGGAAACUGAAGCCAGGGAGGGCGGUGCGUGCCCCCACCGGGUGACUAUGCCCAAGGUCAAGUCCAAGGGUGUGGGCCCGGGGGCUCUCCUCCCACGCAGCCCAAUGAGGAAUGCAUCAAGCCCAUGAAGGUGGAAAAGACGCUGGGAAGCGGAGUGGCCAAGAUCCACAUUGAAGAUGACGGGAGUUAUUUCCAAGUCAGUCAGGACGGAGGGACACGGAAGCUAGAGAAGGCCAAGAUCUCACUGGAUGACUGCCUGGCGUGCAGUGGCUGUGUCACCUCAGCCGAGACUGUGCUCAUCACUCAGCAGAGCCACGAGGAGCUACGGAAGGUUCUAGAUGCCAAUAAGACACUGGCGCCUGGUCAGCAGAGGCUGAUUGUCAUUUCGGUCUCACCUCAAUCCAGAGCAUCGCUGGCUGUGAAAUUUCAGCUGAAUCCUACAGAUACUGCCAGGAAGUUAACUGCAUUCUUUAAAAAACUAGGGGCGCACUAUGUGUUCGAUACCGCCUUCUCGAGGAACUUCAGUCUCCUGGAGAGCCAGCGAGAGUUCGUGCGGCGAUUCCGGGCACAGGCCGACUCCAAACAGGCCUUGCCCGUGCUGACUUCCGCCUGCCCAGGCUGGAUCUGCUAUGCCGAGAAGACCCACGGGAACAUCAUCAUCCCCUACGUCAGCACAGCCCGGUCCCCACAGCAGGUCAUGGGCUCCCUGGUCAAGGACUUCUUUGCCCGGCAGCAGUGUGUGACCCCUGACAAGAUCUACCACGUGACAGUGAUGCCCUGCUACGAUAAAAAGCUGGAAGCGUCCAGACCCGACUUUUACAGCCAGGAGCACCAGACACGCGACGUGGAUUGUGUUGUCACGACAGGAGAAGUCUUAAAAUUGCUGGAAGAAGAAGGGGUCUCGCUAUCGGAACUGGAGCCAGCCCCCCUAGAUAGUCUGUGCAGCAGCGUGUCUGCCCAGGAGCCCAUCAGCCAUCGAGGUGGGGGUUCAGGGGGCUACCUGGAGCACGUGUUCCGGCAUGCAGCCCGGGAGCUCUUUGGAAUCCACGUGGAUGAGAUCACCUACAAACCUCUGAGGAACAAGGAUUUCCAGGAGGUGAUGCUGGAGAGGGAGGGCCGAGUCCUGCUGCACUUUGCCGCGGCUUACGGUUUCCGCAACAUCCAGAACCUGGUGCAGAAGCUCAAGCGAGGGCGCUGCCCGUACCAUUACGUGGAGGUCAUGGCCUGCCCCGCAGGUUGCCUGAACGGGGGAGGCCAGCUCAAGGCCCCUGACGCACCCGACAAGCAGCUUCUCCAGCACGUGGAGAGGCUGUACAGCAUGGUCAGGACAGAGGCUCCAGAGGACGUGCCUGGCGUCCAGGAGCUGUACGGGCAGUGGCUGCACGGCGAGGGCUCCACGCAGGCCGACCGCUUACUGCACACGAGCUACCACGCAGUAGAGAAAGCCAGUUCCGGCCUCAGCAUCAGGUGGUAGGAGAGCCCACGGCAGCCAGGGGAGGCUGUGCCGGGUCUCCAGGAAGGAAGUCACCCCGAAAUGCUGGGUGAGGAACCCGCAUAGAGCUGGGACUCGGGACCCACAGCCAGUCAAGGUGAACUCCAGCCUGCACUUCAGCUGGACUCGCCAGCACAGGAGGCCAGAGGUUCCACAGGGUUCUAGAACCUCCCACACACCCAUGUCCGUGGGCAGUGCCCUGGCUCCUCCUGGUUGUGGUGGCCCAAGCGGGUGAGGCUGUUAGCCAGUCUCACGAGGAGCUUAAGGCAGAGCAAAAGUGGGGUUCCUCUCCCCCAUUUCUAGAGUUACCCCGGAAGCUGCGAUAGGCCAGACCUGCUGGGCUGGUCAAGCUUACAGCGCAACAUGGGGAACCGAAUUGCAUUUGGCAGCAGAGGAAAGGGGCCCCCAGCCCACGACACCCCAUGCUGGGGAAGUGGUGUCACUCCACCUGGAACUGGGUUUUCAUUUUCACAAAGCUGAGGCCUCCAGGGCCCAAGAACCUGUGUUCUCCGGGCCAAGUUCCACGUGGGAAGAAGGCUCUGUUGGUGCCAGGCCUCAGUUAUCUCUCCAGCUGAGUACUGUCUCAAGCGCUGGAUGCCCACUUACCGGGGUGGGGGAGGGAGAGAGCACAGACCCGGCACAGACCCGGGUGGCCUGUCAGGCCCCGCCCCACCGAGCUCCACUUCUAAUAAAGAGACCUUCUGGAAACAGCAUCUCUCUGAGUUU